Molecule: messenger RNA, 1022 nt
Organism: Raphanus sativus (radish)
Lineage: Eukaryota; Viridiplantae; Streptophyta; Magnoliopsida; Brassicales; Brassicaceae
Exons: 3
Coding region: 97-720 (207 amino acids)
Source: RefSeq, a predicted model, not a curated record
CUUUCUGUGUAAAUUCUUUUAUGUUCAUGCCUCAUAAGUUCUUUUCAAACUUUGUUUCAGAUCAAGGAGGAAAUCGAAAGAUGUAUUAAAAAAUAUAUGAAUUUGGAACAAACCAUUACGUAUCUAGGUGAAAAGCACCAUAUUCAUCAUGUGAUCACUAUCGCAAUUUGGGAACGUCUUCAAGAAGGUAAUCCAGAUUUCUUCGAAGAAUACUACAAAAGAUGCGAAGUAGCUCGUCAAAUAGCUACCUUCAACGACUUGCUUGCUCAACAAGUAGACCUAAUGCACCAACUUAGUAAUGUUGCACCAGUAACACAGCUUCAGCAACCUAUUGAUCAACUUGAUCAUCAUAAUCAAGUAAAUCAUCACCAUCAAGAUCAUAUUUAUGAUCAGUGGAUUGCAUCUAAUGAUUUUGCUUAUAUAGAGAACUCAAUCUCUUCUUUCAUUGACCGGUCAUGGAUUGCUGCACCACAACAAUCAGAUCUUUUUAAUUACGGUACUGAUUUUCAAGAUAUGAUGAGGAUAGAGCAAUUCACUAGAGAUUUAGAUCAAGAACAACAAAUAUUGCAACUAAAAUCUCAGCAACCACAACAUCUAACAGAUCAACAAGUAGAAUAUUGUCCUCAGAAACAUUACUAUACGACAUUACCUGUGCAACAAGUGCCUCCUCCUCAAUCUCAGGCUUCUUCUAACAGUCUUGAUUUUGGUAAACUAGCUUAAAAAACUUUUCACGCACACAUGCACACUACUAAAUAUGGUUUCUUUGUUUUUUUCUCUUGAAGUAGGUGAUGGAUUCACCAACACCAACGGCUCAAAAGCAACAACACAGAGUGAAGCAACAAAAGAAAUUCGCAAAAACAAUCAGUAAUGCAUAUUUUAGAACUUUUCUUGUUUCCUUUUUCUUCUUUUGCUCAGUUCCUUUACUUCAGAACACUUGUUUGAAAUAAACGGAGCUGACAAUAAAGUGUCGAUUUCAUGCAAUAUCAAAGAUCCUGUUCACUUACUCUCUGUAAAUAUAUCAG